CGUCAAGGUCACUGGUUUCAUAUAUGUUGCACCACGUUGCCUAACGGGUUGUAGGGUGGAUAUGCCAUUAGUGUGUUUUAAAGUUACUACCAUUUUGAAAUUACUCUCUUAACUAGUAGUAAAUAAUUAAUUCCCGUUAGCUUGAUGAAUAUGAAUCUUAAGACACUUCGUCGUCACUGUUUUUGACACCCAUUCACAUUAAAGGGAAUGAUGCCUAUUGUCAUCACGUAUCCAUUGCGUAAAGAUUUACAUCUAGGGUAUAAAAUAUUAAGUCCACUCUUCAUUCAGAAUACACAGAUGCAAGUACUCAGCGCCGUGAUACAAUCAACGGGAAAAGAAUUCGACAUGCAUGUCGAAUCAUUAAUGAUUGAUAUCGAAGUUCUCAUCCCUUGUUUUAAAAUCUGCUUCUCCACUUCUCAUAAAUUGUCAGCAUCUUGAUUUGUGAUCAUCACAUCAAUUAGCCAUUAGAAGGGAUAAGGGUUACCGGCUAUUCGCUGCUCACUAUAGUGGUUUUAAAGCCCACGAUAAUUUUGAUUGUAAAGUGGAAGGGAUAAAUAUGCAGUUAUAGAGAAAGAUAAUUAAAAAGUUGUAGGGGUUUAAAUAGAUCCUCAGAGUGAUAUGCGUUCUUGAUCCCAUGGUUUUAUGCUUUUCUCUUUUCGAAAAUUUAGCAUCACUAGUCUCACUAGUAAUAUAUUGUGGUCGUUUUUCCUACAUAAUUGACUAUGAGCAGAUUUUCUCAGCUUGCUGGGUCUUCUGAUCUACAAAAACAAUCGUGGGAUGUAAAAUCAACCUCGGAACUCUAUCCGGGGGACGAAAAUAAUUGUUCAAAUUCAAUUAAAAAAUCAAAGGAUAGAAAAUCUCGUGCUUCAAAGCGUUCGACAGAGUCCAUCCAGUCGCGUUCCACUGAUACUGCUUUAAAAAACGAUAUCGAUGGUUUGUACAUUGAACCGUGUGGAUUUCGUAAUGUAAGAAAUUCGUGUUUCCUUAAUGCUUCUCUCCAACUCUUACUCAAUAUUCCAACUUUAUGUUCAACUUUGUAUAAAUUUCGCGGUAUAUGCGUUUCUUCAGCUGAGUCCGCUUUCCAUGCUUCAGGCGUUCAAGGAAAGAAAACCCCUUUGACAGAUCAAUUGUUAGAAUUAAUUGAAAAACUCAAUCCACAAGUAGUGGAGAAUGAAACCAUACUAAAUAAUACUUCCCAAUGUUGUAAUGGUUAUGGUAAUAAAAAUGAUAAUAUUGAUAAUAAUGUCAUUUAUGCAAACAAAACAAGAGUGGGCAGCAAUUCGAAUAGUCCUGUUCCCUCAACUUAUAAACUGUCACAGUCCAAUGGUGUACAACCAUUCAUGCUAAAACAUUUGAUUACACCGAACCCAAUUUUUGGAAAAUUGCUUCAUAUGAACACAGGUUUUCAAGAAGAUGCCGCUGAAUGCUUGACUUAUCUGCUUACACAAUUACAUGAAGAACUGGGUUGUACAGCGGUAGCUAAGAGUACAGAUGUACAUCUUUUGAAUAAUACAGAUCAAAGUCAAAAUGAUUCAGAAUGGAUAGUUACUGGUCGAGCUGGCAAACACUUUCCAGAAGCUAGAAAAAUAGAACUUGAUGGUGGUCAAAGUCCUAUUGCUUCAUUAUUUUGUGGUACACUUGUAACUCGUUCUAAUCUAAGCAAAUCAGAUAAUAGUUACAAUGUUCAUAAUUAUUCAACUGUAAAUAGUCAUGCCAAAAAAUCUGCUAUCAAAGAACCAUUUUUCAUGCUUCAUGUACCUAUAGACAAUCCUCUAGUUAAUUCCGUUGAAUCAGCUUUACGGUAUUUAGCUGAACUUGAAGUAAUAGCAGAUUAUCAUAAUUCUUCUGAUUCUCAAAUAUCAUUGGUACGUCGUCGAUCAAUGAUAGAUCGUCUUCCACCGUACUUAAUUAUACAAUUGAAACGAUUUUAUAAUGAAUCUAAGGUGAAAAAUGUACAAAAUAUCAAUACAUCUGUAAAUAAAUUUAACUCUACUACAUCACAAACAUCUGUAAUUAUUCGUAAACAUUUGAAAUCAGUUAAUAUCCAAUCUAAACUUCUUAUACCAAAAGAACUUUUAAAUCAAGAAACACACUUCAGUCAUUCACAACGUAAUUAUCGUCUUCAAGCUGUUAUAUUUCAUGUUGGUGAAACAGUUGAAUCAGGUCACUAUACAAUUGCUGUGCGUAUAACUAAUCCCCUGAAAAAAUCAAACAGCAACUCUUCCACAUUUAUCUAUUUUGAUGAUGAUCGUGCUUGUGUGUUAAAUAACGCAGAAAGUAUAAAUCUCCUACUAACCACACAUCAUCCAUUAGAUACAAGAAAUUGUGUAUUCCUUCAUUUGAAAAAACCAAAAACAUUUCAAACUAAUCCUGAACACGUAAUAACAUCAUCAUCAUCUAACCAACAUCACAGUGCAUUAAACGUUUCUAUCAAUCAUCCACGCACACCGUAUAUUCUUCUCUAUGAAUCCCAAAUAGGAGUUCAUUCGGACACAUGAUGAUGAUGUGUACAUGUCACUGAAUCAUUUUCUGUGUGUAUGUGUAUGCUGGCAUUUCAAUUAUUCUUUUCCUUUCUUUUUCUAUGGUUUUGAUUUUUCUAUUGUUUGAUUGUGUAACUUUUUUUUUUAGCAAAAACUCUGAAUUAUCAUUCUUUUUCCUAUGAAAAUCAUUUGUAGACGAAGUUUUAUUUUUCUUACCAUAGCUUUUGUAAAAAUCUUUUCUUGUUUUCUGUUUGUGACAAGUUUCGGAAGGAGACCGCAGGGGGGUGGUUAACAAUAAGGAACCAUUACGUGAUUGCAUUACAUUUAUAAUUAAAUGAGUAAAUUAUUCAACAGUACAUAUAGAAUUUUGAUACAGUAGUGGGCCAAUCAGAAGUCAUCAAAUGAUGUGUGCACAUGAUCGUCCAAGAAAUAGCUUUAGUUUUUAAUUGAUAAAAUAUAAACCAUUGAUAGGCUUGAUUACCUAAGAGACAGACGUACGUGUAUGCUAAUGAGUACACAUACAUGUUAUUUGGUUCAGCCAAUUAAACUUUUUCUUACUAUUCAUCUUUCCUCUUGAGUAACAGGGCUUGUGUGUAGAAAGUGUAUCAGCAUUGAUUCUCUGUCAGCUCGUGUUAUAGCAAAUUUAUUCUAUUGUUGUUAACAAUAGUAUUCUUUUAUUAAGGGGUUGUAAUCUCUCGUUGAUGUUCAGGACUGUGACUGAUCAGUGUUUGUUGCCAUAUUUGCGUUCUGAGCAAAUUGUCUUUUUAUGGUGCUUUAGUUUACUUGGUACUUGGAUGGUUGGAGAAUUCAGGAUGAGGGUUUUAGUUGGGUCUCAGCAACUGGACGUCCUAGUGUUCUUUUAUUUGUUAUUUGAGUAGUUCUGAUGCAACUGUUUGAGGCCGGUCACGCACGACGUGUUUGCGGAUAGUUUUAAGUGUGCUAGUUCCGUACUUAUAAGACCUUACCAUAUAGGACGGAAAUCCUUUUGGCAAGGUGUGAUGUGCUGUUUUCAGGGCCUUCCCAGUCCUCUCCCGUUGUAGAAAGGCAGCAUAUCUGUAAAUGUUGGUUGAGAUAAAAAACUUUCUACCGACACAAUCCUAUGUACUCAGCAGUACGACUCGACUUGCGAACCACGAGUUUGUUGCGUUUAGUUUCACUGCUCUUCAACCAACCUGCUUGGUAUGGUAGUUUCUAAAGGAAUAAAUAUCUCAACAAUUAUAACUGGACUGGGUCAUUACGAACUCGAAACCCAACUUCCACGUCAAGGUAGUUGGUAUCAUUGGGAGGUUUGUUAUUGAUGUUGAUCACCAGUUUACUGUUAUGAUGGCAGUGCCUCGGAGUGAAUUAACGAGAUGGAUAUCAAAAAUGUGGAAUUGUCCGCUGUAUCAACAGCACUAAUUAAAAUCGAUAGCUGUCAUCGUAAGAUUGAGAAAAUGAAACGGUAUUUAAACAAAAUUAUCAGCUCAUUGGUGGGCUACUUGGAGAUGAGUUCGUGAAGUUUGGUCAGGAAGUUAUCAGUGUAGUUCAUUUAUUUCAAGAGUGAAACAGAUGUCACCAACGAUAUAGGAUAGUCACGCUCUUUCACAAAUUGAGUGAAUAUAUGAAAGUAGCAUCGGGUGUUAUUUCGGCUGUUUUAAUCAUUAACUGUUGUCCUCAAAAAUUAGGAAGUUCUGUCUUCAAUCGCCGGUCGGGUUGUAGAUUUCCGCUCUUGAGGAGUUCUAUACUAGUACCUAACAGUUGUCCAAUGUUUCCCGGUUCUUAGCAGUACUUCAACUGAAAUCAUUGUGCGAUGAAUACCACCUAAAAAUCGAAGUAAUCUCCAUAUAACCCCUUCACCUAAAAAGACAAAAGGAUUUUAUUUAGAUGGUGUUUUACCAAGCGUAUGACCGAAUUCAAAUUGAAUGUAUAAUAUAUCUAUUGAACACAUUGUUGACAAUGAUGACAUUGGUCUUGACAGUUUAAAAAAAUACUUUUAAGUAUGAUUUUGUGACAAGGUUUUCGACCAUAAUUUUCGAUACCUGAGCCUCGUGAACCUAAAAAGAGGAGAGAAAUUCAUAGAAACUACACUUCUGCAGUUAUUUUGUGUAUUACGAACGUGGUAUAUUUAAGAUGAAAUGUGAGUUUAGGGCUGUAAAAAUAACUGAAAAGGACAAUAGAAUUGAUAAUCGAUUCGACACAUAACGUAUCAGAUUGAAGUGAUUUCCUGGUUUUUCUGCUAAUUUUGCAAAACACACGGAUUGAUUAAAAGUAAUUUUCUCAGCUUCUACGAUAUAAAAGUGUCCUUGGAAUAAUUUAUAAUAUUCAGGUGAAGUAUAUAACUGCUCUAUCCAUAAUCAAAGGAUGAUAUUAAUACGUAACUGGGCAUUGAUUUAUGAAAUUGUCUACUUUAUAAUUUAUUCUAAAAAAAAAUGGAAGGAAUUUGUUUAAGAUUCAUACUGAAUGUUGUAAAAUAUUUUCCACCAAUCUACUGAUUUCCAUUUAUCUAUUGAAUGAGAUCUUGUAAUUUGUCAUUAAAGAUUAUAACACGUAACGAAUUACCAUGAUAUUAAAAAUGAUCGAUAAUGAUGUAUAUUAUUGAAUAGUAGUAAGUAAUAUAACGUUAUACACCAAAAAAGGAAUC
Schistosoma haematobium is the source of this 5100-nucleotide messenger RNA. It is a transcript of the gene USP10, whose product is annotated as Ubiquitin carboxyl-terminal hydrolase 10. Gene Ontology annotation, biological process: protein deubiquitination. The record is from RefSeq and is a predicted model, not a curated record. The transcript has 7 exons. The coding region runs from base 723 to 2498 and encodes 591 amino acids. Lineage: Eukaryota; Metazoa; Platyhelminthes; Trematoda; Strigeidida; Schistosomatidae. Gene Ontology annotation, molecular function: cysteine-type deubiquitinase activity; cysteine-type endopeptidase activity. Gene Ontology annotation, cellular component: nucleus; cytosol.